AUGGCUCGGGGGAGACUCAAAUUGUGUGAUGUCGAAGUUUGGAUGACUCCUCCGGUGACAUCCCAAAAGGAACUGUUGCGUCAACAUGACGUUGUGUUCCUUGACCGUUACUUUAUGUCUGGUACAGUGGGUAAAGCAUUCUAUUGUACAAAUACCAUGAGUCUAUUAAAAUCAAGCAUAAUUUUAAUCAAUCUAGUAUUUAUGGCUCAUGGUUAUUUUAAGUUUUCAAAUUUGAAAUGUUUAGAAUUGGACAAAUCGUUUGCAACAAUACCAAUCUGCAAAUUGAAGGUAAUGCAACGUGGUGUAGUGGCAUUAGAAGUUUACGUCAAAUUGCAUCAGGAUCCGGUGACUAAUGUAUCGAUCAAUGGAGAACUGUUGAAGAAAGCCAAUGGUUAUCGUCCCUUUUUAUAUAAUAUGACUUUGAAUUUUUGUGAUCUCAUGAAGAAUGGCAAAAGAUAUCCAUUUGCAAAUAUAUUUGUUGAUUUGUUGGCCAAAGACUCAAAUAUCAAUCAUACAUGUCCUUAUGAUCAUGACAUCAUAGUCAGGCGUUUAGUUUUGAAAAAUGAAAUGUUCAAACUGCUACCUUUGCCUCAAGGUGAUUAUCUAAUGGUGAUAAAAGUGGCUGCUUAUAACGAUUGGAAACGUAUUUUUAUACCAGAUACAUGA
Messenger RNA from Calliphora vicina (urban bluebottle blowfly), 666 nucleotides. RefSeq lists its product as uncharacterized. The record is from RefSeq and is a predicted model, not a curated record. Bases 1 to 666 code for a protein of 221 amino acids. The transcript has 6 exons. NCBI's taxonomy places the organism in Eukaryota, Metazoa, Arthropoda, Insecta, Diptera, Calliphoridae.